Messenger RNA from Cyanistes caeruleus (blue tit), 5564 nucleotides. Lineage: Eukaryota; Metazoa; Chordata; Aves; Passeriformes; Paridae. The record is from RefSeq and is a predicted model, not a curated record.
CUGCCAGCGCCUGGAGCGGCGGUACCCGCUGGGCACGGCCCCGGCCGGGCUCCACCUGCGCCCGCUGUGUUCACACCUCACCCCUCGCCUUCCCCAGCCCGCUCCUGACUCCCCUCCUCGGGGGUUUAGCCCUCCGGUCUGCCAUGUCUGCUCCCUGUCAGCAAUGGCUCUUUCCUUUUUUGUAUCCCCCUUCCCCUUGGUAACCCGAGCUGAGCUCACAGGACACUGAGCGGGUCCCGAGGAGGGCAGCGGAGCUGGGGCAGAGCUCGGAGCACAAGAGCGUGAGAAAAGUAACUCGGCUGACCCAAAAAAUUAAGAUGCUAACCUUCCAGCCAGGGAGUGUAUUCAUCUCCAUAUCAGCUCUAUGACAACUGAAUAAGGUCCAGAAAUUAGCCAACAGUUCAUGAAAGAAGACGUGUUUGCUGGCUCUGAGAGAAAAAGAAAAUUGUUAAAGGCAGUGUGGAUAUGACUUGAAUUUUUCAUCAGGCUCUCAACACCAUUACUAGGGGUGAAGAAUGAUCUCCUUCCAGAUAGUUUUCCAAUAAUUUCACAGGGGAAUUAAGGUUGGAAGAUACUUCAGGAUGGAUAAAGCUGUUCAGCAUCCCAGUGAGAUCCUGAAUCAAACUAUCUCUAACAUUAGCCUUUCUCAGUUCUUGAACUUUGAUACAUGCCAGCUUUCCUCCCUUACAGAAUUCUUGCUUAUCUCAGCUUACACAUUGGUUACACUCGUGGGGCUUGUUGGAAAUCUUUGCUUAAUUAUUAUAAUAAAGAGACGGAAAGAAGCUCAAAAUGUCACCAACAUUUUGAUUGCCAACCUCUCUUUAUCAGAUGUCUUGAUCUGUAUCAUGUGCAUUCCUGUCACAGUUGCAUAUACCUUAAUGGACCACUGGAUAUUUGGGGAAGCAAUGUGUAAAAUAGGCUCUUUCAUACAAAGUCUCUCUGUCACAGUCUCCAUUUUCUCACUUGUACUCAUUGCUAUUGAGAGAUAUCAGUUAAUUGUGAACCCGCGUGGCUGGAAGCCCAGUAUUUCACAUGCUUAUUGGGGAAUUCUUUUUAUCUGGGGGCUUUCCCUCAUCAUAUCCACUCCUUUUUUAGUAUUCCACCAAAUAACAGAUGAACCCUUUAAACAUCUGUCUUUCCACAGUGAUUUCUACAAGAACAAGGUUGCUUGCAUCGAAGCAUGGCCGUCUCUUACAGAGAGACUGAUUUUCACCACCAGCCUGCUGGUUUUGCAGUACUGCUUCCCAUUGGGGUUUAUUUUUAUCUGCUAUCUCAGGAUAUUUGUAUGUCUUCGAAGGAGACGAGGUAAAAUAGACAGGAUGAGAGAGAAUGAGAACAGGCUGAGUGAAAACAAAAGGAUCAAUAUGAUGCUGGUAUCAAUUGUUGUGACCUUUGCAGCCUGCUGGUUGCCUCUCAAUAUAUUCAAUGUGGUUUUUGACUGGAACUACGAGGCGCUAAUGAGCUGUAAUCAUAACCUGACAUUUACAAUCUGCCACCUUGUGGCCAUGAUCUCAACAUGUAUCAAUCCCAUCUUUUAUGGAUUUCUGAACAGGAACUUUCAGAAGGAUUUGGUAGUAUUAGCUCAUCACUGCAGGUGCUCAGCAUCACAAGAUGAAUAUGAGAACAUCGCCCUUUCAAACCUGCAAACGGAUGCAUCUAAGGGGUCUCUGAAGUUAAACACUCCCCAUGUGGAUAUAUAAAAUAAUCUAACUGUAAUUUCCAAAAUUCUGUAUUUUGUUGAAGAUGGCCUUUUUCUGCAGGUCUUGGUCAUGUUACCACCAAGUUUAGAGGAAGUCUUUGCCAUUUAGUUUAGCAAAACUAGGAUUAUGCUCCUAUAGGCAUACUCUUAACAGGCACUUUAUGAUAGUAUUAAUGCUGAUAAACCACUUCCAACCGUCCUAAAGAUCAAUAAUAAUAAAUUAUAAACAGUAUUAAUGUCUUCCUUUUUUAAUCCACAGUUUCCAAGUCACUGCAUGCUACCUUAACUUCAAUAAAAAUGUUUCCAUUUCAGCCACUGUUGGGGACAUCUUUCCUAAACACCUGGCUUCCUCCAGGUAAACACUGGACACUGUGGUAUUCCUAACUUCAGCAGCCUUUCACACACUGUUUUCUGGCAUUUUUAUUCUCCAACACUGCAUCAAUACCCUCACUGGUUGACCUAUACUUUAGAGGCAGCUCACACUGUAAGGAAGGCCCUUGAAGUUAUUCUUUAGACUCCACCACCUUCCUUUCAGCCCCCUCAUGCAGUUUGCUUUGGCUCAGUACCUGUUCAGCCCAGAAAUUGUAUUUUAACAAGGGAAAAGCCUAGAGUUGGACUUUUAUUUUUUUAAUGAACUCUAAAACAGAACCCAUUUGAUGUACUACAAGUUUCACUCAGAAUGAUGUUGUUCAAGAUAAAAUAUAUAUUCAGCAUUUCUCCUAAUAGCAUUGCAUUCUCUAAACCACCAGUAAAGCUUAUUGCUUUCUCUCUUACCAGCAUCACUGCUCCUUACAACAGAUCUUUUGAAUCUCCAUUAUCAAAAAAACCCCACUAUGAAUUCAGAGUAAAUUUUGUUUUAGCUUCUUACUCAGAUUUCUCUUUGAGUAGAAAAUUAGGUUUACAUUUUAACUUCAGCAAUAUUUUUCCCCACAUUUCUGCACUAGCAGGAGGCUACACUUGAGCAGAUGUGGUCAUUUCUGUUAACAGAAACACAGUUUCUGUGUUUGAAAAUAAUUUCUUCUAUAACAGUGCAAAGAAGCCUAAAGGGAUAACACUGAACACAACUUUUCUUAAACUAAAACAUUUUAAAAACCACUUUCGAGUGUGGCCAUAAAAAAAUAGCCAAACUUUUUCUUCAUCUAUAACAUAGUGACAAUACAAAGAAUCAGUUAAUAUUGAGCUGUUUAAAUACAGUACUUAGAACACUUUAGUCCAAAAACUCACCAUGCUUCCUCUUAUUCAAAUUAAAUAUAAUUAAUUACUUGUAUUGCUAAAGCCCCUUCUUUUCUUCUGAGUUUCAAAACUCCCUGUUCAAACACUUGUACAUAAGGUUCCUUGUAAACUAUUCUCUAACUAGUAAAUUAUUAAUGCACCACUUAAGCAAAAAGAAUUCACAUUCAAAUUACAAUGAGCUCUUUGAUGACUCAGCUGUGAUGAAACUCACCUUAAGGCUAUAAAGUUCUCUUGGAGAGUGAACAUCUCUUUCCAUAGCCAUCCAGCUCCUAAAUGGUUCAGGAAAAGUUCUCUUGUUACAGCACAGAUCAGACUGUCUGUACAGAGGAGCUCUGUCAGAAGAGCCUCAGCAGCUCGUGCAGAUGCUCAGGUUUGUUAAGUGCUGCCUGAUUCACACUGAGAUAAAAGACCUCGGUGAAAUCUUAGUGUCUGAACCCAUAGAAGUCAUAAGGGCAGCUCCAUGGCAAGAACAGGAAUGGCAGAAUUAAUGACAUGGUAAUCAAGCAUCUAAGUGAUAGGCAUGGAUUAGCUUUGGCAUAAUUUAGGGUUUUUUUCCCUAAUUUAAUCAAAUAUCAUGCAUUUGGAAUUGAUUACACAAACAUUAACUUAAACACCUGCCUUGUGCAUCAUAGAAAAGAAGCCAGGAGACAGAUUAAUACCUAAUAGAGGCCAAUGAUCAGACUGUUGAGAGUAUUAACUAUUUCUGUGAACUUCUGUGGGCUGCCUUUAUUGCUGAUGCACAUCAUCUGUGUGUUCAGCACAACAAGCAUUUAAUCAAGGUAAAAGCAGUAACUUGCAGUCAAUGACACUGGGGCCCUGCAUGGUCAGAGGUGCUGGUUGUGCUUUGGUGAAGGGAUGGAACUGCUUCUCUCACUACUGAGACUCCUGGGUAACAAAGUGAUUCACUGUCUUCAUUGCACCUGCCUUGACUGAGAGCAAAUCUGAUCCGGGAACUUCACUUUUCUUGGGGAUCCCAGUACCUGUAUUGAAAACCAUUUAUUCCUGUCAGAAGAUCAUUCCCUGAACAGCAUUUUAACAAAUGUUGGUGUCACACCUGCUAGAGACUGGGCUAUCUACUGUAUUUCCCUGGAUUUGGAACACAAAUCUCUAUCACCAUCUUCCUCAAAUUUAAGUACACUGUUUACAGCUUCAGGGCCCAUGCUUAAAGCAUUUUACAAGCACAUGACAUUAAGAAUUUCACCUCUAAUUCAUCACUUCUAAUUUAUUAAUACUUGCACAGCUGUUCAGAUUACUCUCAUUGGCAAAUGUCUCAGAUAAUAUUUAAUGUUUGAAUCAGGCUCAGCUGAGAUUCCCAUGUGUGAACUUGGCCUAAGUGGCUCCCAUCCCACAGACAAGCCCAAGUGUGCAUACUUUUACAGCAGAGGUGGUUUUAGCAUCACAUCUCUAGUGGUUUCAAAACAGCCAUGAAAUGAAUUCUGGUUCAGAUUGUGUGAUGCUGAUGGAUGGUCUCUACUUUCUCUCCAUAGAAGUGCUUGGGCUGUGUGCAAUAGACAGGCAAAAAAAGAUUGCUAUCACUUUUUUUAUAGCAAUUGUCUACUCCUGACAAUCCUGAUCAGAGUUAAGCACUCAAUUUUUCCUUCCAGUCUGAAAAUCUUGAUAUAAGAGGGUUCUUCAUUAGCAGGUGGGAGCUCUCUGAGCAAUGACACUGCUUCAGAAUCAAAAAUGAACAAUAAUACUUGUGCCUUGAUUUCUCCUUCUUAUUUCUUUCUCACACUUUCAUUUGACUCAAGUGUUGAUGGAUGCUCCAUUUCUGUUCUGAGCAUUCAGUCAUCAAGUAUCUCUCCUUAAUGCUGCACUUGUAACAAUUGUUAAUGGAACAGAGGAUCCUCACUGUCUCGGAGACGUCGCCCUCAGCCCUGUACAUUCUCUCACUACAUCCACUGGCUUCCUGUGCAUCCUGAUACUGAACUUCCAAGCAAGUCAGUAGGAGACAAUUGUGACAGGAAUAGGAAUAAAGAGUAAUUACUUGUUUUUAAAGCAUAAGUAUUAUGGACUCCAACACAGUGUGUGACAGAGGUAAAUGUAACUGUAAUACCUAAUACUUAAAGAUUGCUCAAGUUAAACUGGCAAAUGCUGCCCUUUCUUGGGUAAUGCUGAUGACUUUAUUUUCCCUUGUUUUAUUGGUAUAGUCAAGUAGAAAAAAUACUAACAGCCUUUCUCAGCAGAAAGUUGUUACCUAAUAUAACCAGCUGGAGAAUUUCCUUGGGGGAGCAGCACCAUGGAAUUAACUCCAAAAAACUAGAGGGGCAUCUGAACUCCCCAGUGUUAUUCCAGUGUAGAAAGUCUUAGUUUUUAAAAACUAAAAACUGCAUCACAGCUUUUUGAGUGGUUUGGUGACCAAUAUAUUUAUAAACGUCCUUGUAAAUUAACUGUGUCCUUACAUGUCUGUGUAUUUUAUGGUUGAUCAGUUUCAUUUUAAGCAUUUAUUACUAGGGUUAGAUUCUUGUGAACUGCCAUCCACUGUGGAAAUUAUUUCAUUGAGCAAAGAGCUCAAUUGAUUAUUGACUGUAAUCCUGUCUGUGGACAAAGGCAGUGCCAGUGCUGUGUGUGCUUUAAAGACUGAUUUCUCCCAUUGACUGACAAAUAAAUAUUACCCUGUGUAAAACCAUCA